Anoplophora glabripennis (Asian longhorned beetle) is the source of this 537-nucleotide messenger RNA. RefSeq lists its product as uncharacterized. The transcript has a single exon. Lineage: Eukaryota; Metazoa; Arthropoda; Insecta; Coleoptera; Cerambycidae. The record is from RefSeq and is a predicted model, not a curated record. Bases 1 to 537 code for a protein of 178 amino acids.
AUGCUUAUCGGUGCGGAUCUGUUUAGGGAGCUACUAUGUUCCGGAAAAAUUUCCAAUGGUAGCAACAAACCGAUAUUUCAAGAAACAAGGCUGAGUUGGGUGGUAUCAGGGCCAAUGGGCUCAUCAUUUAAAAACGAUACUAAGUGCAUGGUAAACACGGUCGCAAUAGAUUUACAUAGGGUCAUUUCAAAAUUUUGGGAAAUAGAGGAACUCAAUAUACCAAAGCCGAUGUCGGACGAGGAAAUUGCUUGUGAAUCGAGUUUCCGCGAAAAUACGCGUAGAGCAUCGGAUGGCAGGUUUAUAGUAUCAAUGUCACUUAAACAACCACCGCAAUGUUUAGGCGAAUCGCGAGCGCAGGCAAUAAAUCGAUUCUACAGCACAGAGCGCAUAUUGGCAAAAAAUCCAAAAUUAAAGGAACGUUAUAUAGAAUUUCUGGGAGAAUGCGAAAAAUCGGCUCAUAUGAGCUUAGUAGAAAAUGACGUGGAAAAUAUCGAAUAUUUUAUGACACAUCAUGGAGUUGUGCGCGAGGAAAGCUAA